GGUUUGACGCGUUGCUUGACGUGUACAUACACUGUACGGUGGUGUAGGUGGGUGUACGCAGGUGUAUGUACGGGUGAACGCCGGCGUGAACGUGUCACAUUGUACAUACGUACGUAAUCGUCGUGUUCCUCACAGUCCUCACACGAUUAACGAUGUUAGUGCUCCUAAUCGCGAUAUGCAUCCUUUCCGGGGUCCACGCCGCGAAACUCGAGCGAAUGCACGACGAGCAACUUCUGAAUCUCAUAAAAGUCGAAAAAUACGUGAUCGUUCUAUUUACAACUAACGAUUGUCCAGAUUGCAAUGACUAUGAAGAAAGGCUGGUUAACUUGCGUGAGGAUUUCGUCGAUACCAUGUCUGCAUGGGUUGUUAAAGCUGUUGAUAGUCAAUUACUUCAAUUAUAUAGCAAUACUAAAGAGCCUGUUCUGCUGUUCUUCCGACAUGGACUUCCUUUGUUAUACGAUGGACCUUUGGAGAAUGAAGAAAUAAUGACUAUGUUUAUGGAAAAUAAAGCACCCACAGUAAAGGAACUUACUGAUGAUACAUUUGAGCAUUUAACUCAAGCAAGCACUGGUGCUACAACUGGCGAUUGGUUUAUUAUGUUUUACAGCACAAACUGCGUACAAUGUUUGCGCAUGAUGGCAAAGUGGGAAACGGUCGGCGCUAAGCUUAAAAAUAAAGUAAAUGUGGCGCUUGUUAAUAAAGCCACAACUGGAAUUUCCACAGCCAGAAGAUUUAAUGUUGAUAAUACUCCGCAAUUUAUAUUCUUUAGGCAUGGCAAAAUGUAUCGAUAUGAUACCGAAACAUACAAUAUUGCUUCCUUUGUAACAUUCACCAAAGAAUGGUACAAAGAUAUAAGACCAGAAGAAGUACCUCCACUUCCAAGCUUCUUUGAUGAGUACACAAAAAUAAUUAUAGCCUUCCUUUCCGCUAAUCCAUGGGUACUCAAACUAACUAGCAUUUGCAUUGGAGUGCUAGUUAUCGUUCUAGCAACUAUUAAAUGUAUGCAAAGAGAAGAGGCUCCAGCGGAAAAAGAAGACUAAAUCUAUUGCAUUUGAUUUGCCAAAAAAAAUAUAAGAAUGUUUCUUUGUACAGACUAUUGCCUAUAGUGCUAAAAAUAAUUUUUUAUUAUACAUUAAGUUGUUGCACACGUGUGAAAGAUAUAAUUUUAAAUUUUAUAAAAGCUUACGUAUCUAUUUUUAAAAUAUUUGUAAAAUAUUUAUCAAAUUUGCAAAUUUAAUGAAAUAAUUGAAAAAUUCCGUGUAUUUAAUCGCGCGAAAGUAUAAGUAUCAAAAUUGGUUUAAUGAUAGAAAAUUAAAAAUAUAUUUAAUAGCUCAAAUUGCUUUGAAGUGAAGAUGAAUAUGAUUUUCUGUAUAACAAUUUAAUACACACAAAUUUUGUAUUAAUUCUACAUUUUAAAAAUAUAUUUUUUUACUCGAAAUAUAUUCAAAAAGUUACAUAGUGAGUAAUAAAAAAAUGUCUAUAACAGCAACAAAUUUAAGAAAGGCAAAGCGAUAUUAUUAAGUUUAUUUAAAGUGUACUUUAAGUGGAUUCAUAUCUGUUUUGUUACUUCUUUUUUUAUUGUCAAGCUAUGAAUCAUACGCAUUCCAUUAAUUGUACAAUAUUACGUUAAAUCCAUUAAUUGUACAAUAUAUUACGUCUGUUACUUUAAAUUUUUAUUGCUGUUUUUUUGACAUAAUUUUUUAUGAGCAAUGUGUAGCUUAUAUUUUAUUACAAAGAAAAUAGGAAAAAAACAUAUAAUUAGAUUGUACAAGAAUAUCUGUUAUAAAUUUUUUACAGAAAAAUAUAUCUUUGAUG
Solenopsis invicta (red fire ant) is the source of this 1815-nucleotide messenger RNA. RefSeq lists its product as uncharacterized. The record is from RefSeq and is a predicted model, not a curated record. The coding region runs from base 153 to 1040 and encodes 295 amino acids. The transcript is spliced from 6 exons. Lineage: Eukaryota; Metazoa; Arthropoda; Insecta; Hymenoptera; Formicidae.